Molecule: messenger RNA, 2072 nt
Organism: Otolemur garnettii (small-eared galago)
Lineage: Eukaryota; Metazoa; Chordata; Mammalia; Primates; Galagidae
Gene: SLC5A10
Product: solute carrier family 5 member 10
Exons: 15
Coding region: 28-1824 (598 amino acids)
Biological process (GO): transmembrane transport
Cellular component (GO): plasma membrane
Molecular function (GO): D-glucose:sodium symporter activity
Source: RefSeq, a predicted model, not a curated record
UCUGCUCAGAGCUGGCACCACCACAGGAUGAACAUGGCCGACAACUCCACUAGCAACCUCCAUUCUACUGGGCCGCAGCUGAGUGUGGCUGACAUCAUCAUCAUCACCGCGUAUUUUGCCCUGAAUGUGGCCGUGGGCAUAUGGUCCUCUUGUCGGGCCAGCAGGAACACCGUGAGCGGCUACUUCCUGGCAGGCCGGGACAUGACAUGGUGGCCGAUCGGAGCUUCCCUUUUUGCCAGCAGUGAAGGCUCUGGCCUCUUCAUCGGCUUGGCAGGCUCAGGUGCAGCUGGAGGCCUGGCCGUCGCAGGCUUCGAGUGGAAUGCCACAUAUGUGCUGCUGGCGCUGGCAUGGAUCUUCAUCCCCAUCUACAUCUCCUCGGAGAUCGUCACUUUGCCUGAGUACAUUCAGAAGCGCUAUGGAGGCCAACGGAUUCGCAUGUACCUGUCUGUCCUCUCCCUGCUGCUGUCUGUCUUCACUAAGAUAUCGCUGGACCUGUAUGCCGGGGCUCUCUUUGUGCACAUCUGCCUGGGCUGGAACUUCUACCUCUCCACCACCCUCACACUGGGCAUCACAGCCCUGUACACCAUUGCAGGGGGCCUAGCUGCUGUGAUCUACACGGAUGCCCUGCAGACGCUCAUCAUGGUGGUGGGGGCUGUUAUUCUGACAGUCAAAGCUUUCAACCAGAUCGGUGGUUAUGGGCAGCUGGAGGCAGCCUAUGCCCGCGCCAUCCCCUCCAAGACCAUUCCCAACACCACCUGCCACCUGCCAAGGGCAGACGCCAUGCAUAUGUUCCGAGACCCCCACACAGGGGACCUGCCAUGGACCGGGAUGACUUUUGGCUUGACCAUCAUGGCCACCUGGUACUGGUGCACUGACCAGGUCAUUGUGCAGCGGUCACUGUCUGCCCGGGACUUGAACCAUGCCAGGGCAGGCUCCAUCCUCGCCAGCUACCUCAAGAUGCUCCCCAUGGGUGUGAUCAUCAUGCCGGGCAUGAUCAGCCGGGCACUGUUCCCAGAUGAGGUGGGCUGUGUGGUUCCGUCUGAGUGUGUUCGGGCCUGUGGGGCCGAAGUCGGCUGCUCCAACAUCGCCUACCCUAAGCUGGUCAUGGAGCUGAUGCCCACAGGUCUGCGGGGGCUGAUGAUUGCAGUGAUGAUGGCCGCACUCAUGUCGUCGCUGACCUCAAUCUUCAAUAGCAGUAGCACACUCUUCACCAUGGACAUCUGGAGACGGCUGCGGCCCCAUGCCAGUGAGCGGGAGCUGCUGCUAGUGGGACGGCUGGUCAUCGUGGUGCUCAUCGGUGUGAGUGUGGCCUGGAUCCCCGUGCUGCAGGGCUCCAACAGCGGGCAGCUCUUCAUCUACAUGCAGUCGGUGACCAGCUCCCUGGCUCCCCCAGUCACUGCAGUCUUCGUCCUGGGCAUCUUCUGGCAGCGUGCCAAUGAGCAGGGGGCCUUCUGGGGCCUGAUGGUGGGGCUGGCGAUGGGAGCCACAAGGCUGGUUUUGGAAUUCCUGCACCCUGCCCCACCCUGUGGCGAGCCGGACCCACGGCCGGCCAUCCUGGGCAGCAUGCACUACCUACACUUUGCCAUCGCCCUCUUUGUGCUCACCAGUGCUGUUGUGGUGGCCGGGAGCCUGCUGACCCCAGCUCCCCAGCGUGUUCAGAUUGAGAAUCUCACAUGGUGGACCCUGGCUCAGGACCUGCCCUUGGGAGCCAAAACAGGUGAUGGCCAAAAGUCCCAGAAAUACACUUUCUGGGCCCGUGUCUGUGGCUUCAAUGCCAUCCUUCUCAUGUGUGUCAACAUCUUCUUCUAUGCAUACUUCGCCUGACGCUGCCACCCAGGGCAGCAGGCAGGAGCCCUGAGUCCUUAGGUCUACCCUUUCUUCUAAUGGGGACACCAAGGCCCAGAGCUGGACUCUCCUCCCAGCUACCCAGUGGGUCAGUACACAGGGACUGGCUGAGCUAGCAAAGCGGGAGCCCAGAAUAAUUAGGGAGAAAUGGGGAAAAAAUUGUAAAAUUUCAAAAGUAGCGCCAAAGUCGUCAUAAUUGGAAAGAAAAUUAGAUUUCUGAUGGACAU